Molecule: messenger RNA, 1851 nt
Organism: Pseudomassariella vexata
Lineage: Eukaryota; Fungi; Ascomycota; Sordariomycetes; Amphisphaeriales; Pseudomassariaceae
Product: major facilitator superfamily domain-containing protein
Exons: 3
Coding region: 214-1773 (519 amino acids)
Biological process (GO): transmembrane transport
Cellular component (GO): membrane
Molecular function (GO): transmembrane transporter activity
Source: RefSeq, a predicted model, not a curated record
CCUCAUGUCUUGACGACUCCGACUGAGUGAAGUUUGAGGCAUCCGGAAGUUUCCAAUGAUGCAUGAGGUCCAAAUAUCAAAGUUACUGCAAAAUCCGGUUCAGAAAAGGCUGAUGACUUCUUCGCCAUCAACCUGGUCAUCCAAAACGCGCAACCCAUGCUGCGAUUAUUUUGACCCGUUUUUGUCGCUUCCCUUUUCUUUGCUUACUCAAGAAUGUCUAUCUCGAUGCAGCCCUUUCGUAAAGUACCGCGACUACUGCACCCAAGCGAGCCCGUCUACUCCUCGCAGAGGCCAAGAAGACAGCACUGGAUUCCGCCACUGGUGGUCGCAACGCUUGCAAUCAUCGUUUUCCUGGUCCAGUAUGGCUUGACCGUCAGCGAUAUCCCAUCUCAGGUCGCCGUCCAGGGCUACAUUUGCAGUCGCUACUACGGCAAUGCUGACCCGGCGUUAUUGUCGCCGCAAGAAUGCGACGAUGAACGAGUCUUCAACCGGUUAAACACUAUAUCCAUGGUUUCCCUCGCUGUUACCGCUGUUUCUGCCAUCUUGACAGCACUGCUAUACGGUACCUUGUCCGACAGCUGGGGACGGAAGAAGGUCUUUCUCCUUAGUAUCUUCGGCUUGCUCCUUUCUCAGGUAUGGUCCCUGGGGAUCGCGAAGAGCGCCCCUCGGGUUCCCAUAGAGACCAUAUCGUCGGCAGGUUUGGCCGUUCUCAUCGGUGGUGGAAUCAGUAUUUCCGAAGCUAUGGUAUUCACCAUGAUAUCAGACAUUUCGCACGAGAAAUGGCGGACCACCUACUUUCAGAUCGUCAUCUGCAGUGUUCUGAUCGCUGAGAUCGUUGGAUCUGUGACGGCACGAGCCAUGAUGGCCACCACGCCAUGGCCGCCCCUUUAUCUUGGGCUCGGCUUAGUGACAGCCGGCCUCUUUAUGGCAUUUGUUCUUCCCGAGACUCUCCACAUGCAGCACUCGAAUAACAACUCGACUUUGAGACAGUCAUCCCAACCCGUCAAAAAGAACGAUAUGAAGUCCAUGUUACGAGACGUUUUAAGGUCGAGCAAAACGGCCGCUUCCUGCAUGCAAAACCAAAAUAUUGCCCUGCUUGUCCCCGCUGCAGCCUCCACCCUUCCUUUGGCCACCACAGCCCUAACAACACUAACGCUCAUGAUACCGUACCGAUACACGGAGACAUUCCUAGAGUCGACGACCCUCGUUGCCGUCCGAGCUGCAACCACAGUUGCCGUUCUCAUCAUCUGCGUGCCCCUCAUAUCCUACUUCUGGCAGAGAAUAUCACCGUUCAGAAGAGACUACACGCUAGUCAAAUUCUCUUCAUUACCCCUGGUCGUCGGCAUGUUUAUCAUCGCAGCUUCGCCGGCACUGAGCGGCGCCAUCGUUGGAAGCUUCAUAUUCAGCACUGGAUCGCCUGUACCAGGAUUGGCACGCUCGAUGCUGGCACAGAUGGUCGAGAAGGAACAUCUCGGGAGAUUCUUUGGUCUACUGUCUAUCCUGGAGCAGACUGGGUUCCUCGUCGUGGGUUUGUCUAUGGGCGGGCUGUACAGCACCGGCCUGCGGAACGGCGGAGGACCAUGGCUCGGCUUACCCUUUUACGUCGCGGGUGCCUUGUUCGUCAUUGUGGCUAUGUGUCUCUGGAUUGCGCGACCGGAGCCCCUAAAGGAAAAUGGGGACGUAGAAAUGUCGAGCUUGGAAGAAGACCCGGUUAGUCGUCUGUCUGACAGAGCCGUGCGUGAUGGAGGGGAACGCUAUAUAUGCGUAGGCUGAGCAAAAGCUUGACAAGGAGAGGCCGGCGUAUGGUGUGGGUUGGUCAAAGACCAAGCGUGUAUUGUAUUUGAUCUUUGC